Myotis lucifugus (little brown bat) is the source of this 1765-nucleotide messenger RNA. It is a transcript of the gene L3HYPDH, whose product is annotated as trans-L-3-hydroxyproline dehydratase. The record is from RefSeq and is a predicted model, not a curated record. Lineage: Eukaryota; Metazoa; Chordata; Mammalia; Chiroptera; Vespertilionidae. Gene Ontology annotation, molecular function: hydro-lyase activity.
GAGGCCCCGCCCCCGAGGAGGCCGCGGGUCCUACCUCCCCGGCGCCCGGCCCGCGGGUGGGCCCUGGGUUGGCAGCGCGCGCCCCGAGCCGAGCGGUAUCCGAGUUCCCCAUGCAGACCGCCGAGCGCUCGCCGGCGCCGCCCCGGGUGCCCCCGCACGACCCGGGCACGCCGGCGCUGUCGGUGGUGGACAUGCACACGGGCGGCGAGCCCCUGCGCAUCGUGCUGGCGGGGUGUCCGGAGGUGGCCGGCCCCACGCUGCUGGCCAAGCGGCGCUACAUGCGCCAGCACCUGGAUCACGUGCGGCGACGGCUCGUGUACGAACCCCGGGGGCACCGGGACAUGUACGGGGCCGUGCUGGUGCCGAGCGAGCUGCCGGACGCGCACCUGGGCGUCCUGUUCCUGCACAACGAAGGCUACAGCUCCAUGUGCGGCCACGCCGUGCUGGCGCUGGGCCGCUUCGCGCUCGACUUCGGGCUGGUGGCUGCGCCCCCGGCCGGCGCCCGCGAGGCCCGCGUCAACAUCCACUGCCCGUGCGGGCUGGUUGCCGCCUUCGUGCAGUGCGAGGGCGGCCGGAGCCGCGGCCGGCGCUUCCACAGCGUCUCGGCUUCGUUACUAAACACAGAUCUCCUGGUGGAUGUUCCUGGUCAUGGGAAGGUGGUAGUGGACAUUGCAUAUGGUGGCGCAUUUUAUGCAUUUGUUAGUGCUGAAAAGUUAGGACUCGAUGUUUGUUCUGCAAAGACAAGGGACCUUGUGGAUGCAGCAAGUACAGUGACAGAAGCAGUGAAAGCUCAGUUUAAAAUUACUCAUCCUGAUAGUGAAGACCUUGCCUUUCUAUAUGGAACUAUAUUAACAGAUGGAAAAGACACUUACAGUGAGGAGCCAACCACCAACAUCUGUGUGUUUGCAGAUGAGCAGGUUGACCGAAGUCCUACGGGCUCAGGAGUGACAGCCCGAAUUGCCUUACAGUAUCACAAAGGGCUUCUGGAACUGAACCAGACCAGAGCCUUUAAAAGCAGUGCCACUGGCUCAGUCUUCACCGGGAAGGCUGUGAGGGAAGCAAAGUGUGGGGAUUUUAAUGCGGUUAUAGUGGAAGUAUCCGGACAAGCCCAUUACACGGGAACAGCAAGCUUUACAAUAGAAGAUGACGACCCACUGAGGGAUGGGUUUCUUCUCAAGUGACUUCUAUGACAUUUAAAGGCUUUCUUUUUAAAGCAAUCAUUAUCUAUCAGUAAUUUUCAUCUGAAUUAUGUGGAAACCUAUAUCCAAAUUAUACAUGUAAGCCAAUUUCCAUUUUUCUAAAAUAGUACACUAUGGCUAAAUAUAAAAUCAUUAUACCUCAUAGUUGCAUAGAUAUAUAGGUAUAGGUCCUGAAAUACAGGUGCACAGUAGAAAUCAAUCAGUAGAUCACUACAGUGGGACAAGUCUCAUACUCUACCAGCUACAUGCCAGGUAAUUUAAAACAUGAUGUUCUGGCUAGUGUGGCUCAGUUGGAUGAGCUUCGUUCCAUGCACCAAAAGGUCGCUGGUUCGAUUCCAGGUCAGGGCACAGACAGGGUAGCGGGCUUGAUCCCCUAGUAGGGGGUGUACAGGAGGCAGCCGAGAUGUUUCUAACAUUGAUGUUUCUCGCUCUCCUUUCCCUUGUUAUCUCUCUAAAAUCAAUAAAAACAUGUUAAAAAAAUAAAAUAUGAAAGAAAUGGUAACUCUUGGUAUUCUUGCCUGUGAGCCUGUUAAAAAUAAAUUUGAUCAUUACCAGUCAUUAUAAAA